AUGUCAACUCUUUGGGCAAUGGCGAUCGUUGCUGGAAUAUCCAUAUUUGUGGUCAUUUCUUUGUCAAAAGUUGGACUCUUUCCACUAUAUGAGACCACAAUAUUGAAAAGGUGUUUCACUUUUGGAGAAUUGGCUGUUGUUGCUCAGGCGUUGACAUUACUAGCUAUGGAAUUAUGGGUCAUUUCCGUCAAUAAGCUUGUUCUACUCAAGAACCCGUAUUUCC
Messenger RNA from Acaulospora morrowiae, 223 nucleotides. The record is from the annotation of a GenBank genome assembly. Lineage: Eukaryota; Fungi; Glomeromycota; Glomeromycetes; Diversisporales; Acaulosporaceae.